AUGUUGGACUUCUCUCAGAUUCCAAAUGGCCCAGAUAUUCCAGAAGGGUACGUCGAUGUAAUUUAUGGGACAGCCGGCUUCAGAGCAAACACAGAAAAUCCACCAGGAAACUUGGAACACGUAGCCUACAGAUGCGGACUGCUUUUCGCCUCACUUCCCUUCAUAUCCGAACCAUAUUUCCAAAAAUAUUCCAGAUCAUUUAGUUUUAAUGGGUCAAUGGGACUGGGAAUUGUAGUUACAGCCAGCCACAAUCCGUGCUCAGACAACGGAAUUAAACUUUUUUCGCCAUCCGGAAGAACCUUGGAAUGCGCCUGGGAACCAAUAUUUACAUCCUUUGUAAAUACAAGGGAUCCAAUCCAGUCCACCCUAUCCAAUAUGUUCACCAAGUUCGGAUAUAAACCUAGAGAUUUAAAUCUUAACAUAUUGAUUGGAUGUGACACAAGACCAUCGUGUCUAUCUCUAGUCUCAAAUUUAACCUUGGGGAUUAAGGCGAUCUACAAACUUUUAAAUCUUACCAAUUCAAACGUUAAUUUUAUCGGUAUGAUAACAUCCCCUACAAUUUCCUACCUGCUAUCUUCUAAUACAACAUGGGCCAAGGAUGAUGAGAUGUACAUAUCGUUUUUAUCAAAUUCAUUUAAUAAGAUUUACAAUAAGUUACAGGAUUUAGGCCUGGUAGACUUUUCCCAAAAUGUUGAUAACCCAGAAGAACUAUUUUUUGAUUGCUCAUACGGAGUUGGAGGAUAUAAGGUAAUAAGGUUUUUCGAUUUAUUCAGAAAGCUCGGAAUCAUUCCAUCCAUAUGCAACUUUCAUAGGUUCGGAAAAGACCAAGAUUUAAACUAUAAAUGCGGUGCCUCAUACGUAUACUCAACAUCAUGCUUCCCACAAGCUCUAAAAAAAAGUUUUAACAUUUACUUUAACAAACGUUUCUGCUGCUUCGAUGGCGAUGCAGAUAGAGUACUUUACUACAUACCAUGUGACCCAGUACCUAAUGCUAAUGGCGAAUACACCGUGUUACAACUCCAUGGCGACCGGCUCCUUAUCGUAACUAUGAUGCUUUUAUGGACUUUUCUAGCCAAUCACAAAAAGAAACUUACCGUUGGAAUAUUCCAAACGAGAUAUUCCAACGGCUCAUCCGUUAAUUACAUAGAUGCACUGAUUGAUCGAUAUAGCUCUGAAAACAAAAACGUUUCAUGGAAACAUGAGUAUUUCAAUAGCGGCUUAAAAAAUGCCGAAAAACUUGCCGAAAAAUACGAUAUUUCAGUUUAUUACGAAACUAACGGCCACGGCAACGUUGUGUACAACAGGACUUUCCAUUCCAAAGAUUGUUAUCAAAAUCUCUCUGACCAAAGCACAAACAUUCAAUCCCCUAAAUCAUUUGAUGCGCUAGAACUUUCAUCGCUGGACACCUGCAUGACAAAUUCUACCAUUUCGUCCCUAACUGAUUUUAAGGAAGAAUUUUCUGAUACACUGCUAUUUGACUUUCUAGGGAUUUUUUUCCCAAGUGGUGAUGGUAUCAUGAAUUCCUUGUUCCUAGAACUUACAUUCAGAAUCCUCAAACUCAGUUUCCACGACUGUCUCAACUUUUACACAGAUUUCCCCUCCUCCCACUUCCAAUAUCACUUGACCCCGGAACUCAAGACAUUGUUCAGCUCCACAGCCAACGAAACCGUCCUAAAAGAACCCAAAAUUCUUCAGGACAAGAUUGACUCAAAGACAAAAGAAUUCAGUUUCUGUCGCGCCUUUCUUCGUCCUUCCGGAACUGAGGCUCUUCUGAGGAUUUAUGUGGAGGGUGAGACUCAAGAAAUCGUCCAAAACGUCCAGAAUUACAUAGUAAAUGAAAUAGACGUGUUUUUGGCCAGUCACAAACUCCUACAAUCUUGA
Theileria annulata is the source of this 1881-nucleotide messenger RNA. RefSeq names its product phosphoacetylglucosamine mutase, putative. The transcript has a single exon. Gene Ontology annotation, biological process: carbohydrate metabolic process; UDP-N-acetylglucosamine biosynthetic process. Bases 1 to 1881 code for a protein of 626 amino acids. The record is from RefSeq and is a predicted model, not a curated record. NCBI's taxonomy places the organism in Eukaryota, Apicomplexa, Aconoidasida, Piroplasmida, Theileriidae. Gene Ontology annotation, molecular function: magnesium ion binding; phosphoacetylglucosamine mutase activity.